CCGGAGCCGGGAAGGGAGAGAAGGAGCCAGAGGAGGGGGGAAAGGAAAAAAAAAAUUAAAAAAAGGCACCGACAAUAACAGCCCCCCUCCCCCUCCCCAUUCAAAAACACAAAAUAAACCCCAGGGAUAGAUGAACUACAAAUGAGAAAGAGGAAAAGAUGGAACUGCACAUCCUAGAGCACAGGCUCAGAGUGGCCAGCAUAGCCAAGGAGAGCAUCCAGUUGUUUACCUAUGGAUUAAUCAAACUUGCUUUCCUGUCCUCCAAGACGAGGUGCAAGUUCUUCAGCCUCACAGAAACCCCAGAAGACUACACCAUCAUUGUGGAUGAAGAGGGCUUCCUAGAGCUGCCCUCCUCGGAACACUUGAGCGUGGCCGAUGCAACGUGGCUUGCCCUCAACGUGGUGUCUGGUGGAGGUGGCUUCUCUGGCUCCCAGCCCAUUGGAGUGACCAAAAUUGCCAAGUCAGUAAUAGCACCACUAGCUGACCAAAACAUCUCAGUGUUCAUGCUCUCCACCUAUCAGACGGACUUCAUCCUGGUACGUGAGCGAGACCUGCCCUUCGUGAUGCACACACUGGCUGCUGAGUUCACCAUCCUCAGAGUAGUCAAUGGGGAGACAGUGGCUGCUGAUGACCUUGGGAUAACCAAUGGAUUUGUCAAACCAAAACUAGUUCAGAGGCCUGUCAUUCAUCCCCUUUCCAGUCCAAGUAAUAUGUUCUGCGUCACCAGCCUGGAUCCAGAUACCCUUCCCACUGUUGCUACACUCCUAAUGGAUGUCAUGUUUUACUCCAAUGGAGUAAAAGACCCGGUGGUGGGCAACGAAGACUCGGGACACAUUCGCUUCUUCUCCUUUUCUCUCAUUGAGGGUUACAUCUCCUUGGUCAUGGAUGUCCAGACACAGCAGAGAUUCCCUAAUAAUUUGUUGUUUACAAGUGCAUCUGGUGAACUCUGGAAGAUGGUGCGGAUUGGUGGGCAGCCCCUUGGCUUCGAUGAAUGUGGAAUUGUGGCUCAGAUUUCUGAGCCCUUGGCCGCAGCUGACAUCCCAGCCUACUACAUCAGUACUUUUAAGUUUGAUCACGCUUUGGUACCUGAAGAAAAUAUAAAUGGUGUGGUCAAUGCACUCCAAGUCAGUCAAGCUGAAAAGCAUUAGAGAUCUUCUGAGCUGG
Messenger RNA from Indicator indicator, 1164 nucleotides. It is a transcript of the gene CASTOR2, whose product is annotated as cytosolic arginine sensor for mTORC1 subunit 2. The transcript is spliced from 9 exons. The record is from RefSeq and is a predicted model, not a curated record. Lineage: Eukaryota; Metazoa; Chordata; Aves; Piciformes; Indicatoridae. Bases 159 to 1148 code for a protein of 329 amino acids. Gene Ontology annotation, biological process: cellular response to L-arginine; negative regulation of TORC1 signaling. Gene Ontology annotation, cellular component: cytosol.